Molecule: messenger RNA, 2115 nt
Organism: Hemibagrus wyckioides
Lineage: Eukaryota; Metazoa; Chordata; Actinopteri; Siluriformes; Bagridae
Gene: mcmdc2
Product: minichromosome maintenance domain containing 2
Exons: 14
Coding region: 24-2045 (673 amino acids)
Biological process (GO): double-strand break repair via break-induced replication
Molecular function (GO): ATP binding; DNA binding; single-stranded DNA helicase activity
Source: RefSeq, a predicted model, not a curated record
UGGUUUUUAUUGAAGACCACAACAUGGAGGAGCUUCUGUCUUUAAAAGAAUCGAUAGUUACGUAUUUGGACAGAAGUGGAGGCCUGCGUCAACUUGUUGAAGCUUGCCAGUCUCUUAAAGAUUCUCAGCAGGUGUAUCGUUUCAGUUUCGAUGUGAACCCCACUGACAUAGUUGAACUGGAUGCCAGACUGGGAGACUGCAUACUACACGACCCCCUGAAAGCUACUUCACUUUUUCAGUCUGUUUGUUUUCUCUCAAUAAAGACGCUGUCACUAAUUGAGCACAUACACACAGAAAACCAGGUUAACGUUGUUCUACGGCCAACACACAUGCCACCGUUUCCCAACUACAUUCUGGACUUAUGUGAGUUCCCUCGUGGCUACUAUCUGAUGAGGCCUGUAGCGCUGGAGGGCCUUGUAAUUGCCGUGACUUGUGUGACAAAAUACACUCAAGGAGCCAGAUUUAUUUGUGCAGAAGAAAAAUGUCCUUGCUCCAGAGGUUUCCACCAUAUUAGAGUACAUGCACCAGGAGCUACGGAGGCAGCGACUGUCCGGAGUGACUUCAUCUGUUUCCUUUGCUCCUCGCCCCUCAAAGAGGAUGUGAAAUCUCGUGUUUUGGGGGAUAAGCAACUGGUUGAGCUUGUACACACAAGAGCAUUGGAUGUGUUGGGGGUCCAUGAACCUUCCUCCCUGAGAUAUCAGUCUGUCACUCUAUUUUUGAGAGAUGAACUGUGUAACACUAUGAAAAUUGGCCAGCUCUACCAAGUAGUAGGAAUACCUGCACAUGUACACCAGUGGUCCAGUAUUACUUGGACCAUAGAGGUUUGCAGCAUUCGAAAUCUUAUUCCUGAAUGUCCCUCCUGUGUAAGUGACAAUUUCCAGGCCCUGCAUGCUGCCUCAGCCUGUUCCCCAUGGAGAUUCUCUGCUAUUGUUGCUAAUUCAUUUGGCUCUCCAGUAGUCCCGCCCGGCCUAUACAACACGCUGAAAUUGGUGUUGCUUCUUAGCCUGGUGCAGACCAAAGAGGAGAAUUCAGAUGCACACAAUCCUCUGGAUGUGCUUGCACUCACCAGCGAUACUCUUAAUGUUGAGAGGUUAAUGACAUACAGUCUGGGCCUGGCAGCACGGGGUAUUCGUCACCUGGUUACCGGAGAACUGUUCACCUCCUUGUCCAGGGAUGAGCACGGAGCAGGAACAGCCAACAUCCAUGCAGGCUCUGCUCUCCUAGCUGCUGGGGGUGUGUGCUUGCUAGGGGACUUAACGUGCUACAAGAAAGACAGGACAGACACCCUCCAGUCAGCAUUAGACAGCAGAACAGCCUCUGUUUUUAUCCCUGGAAAAAAGUAUGGUGAAGAUGCUGACCAGCUUCUUUCCUUCCCUAUCAACUGCAACUUUUGGGCCCUGGCUGAUGCAUUAGCUCCUCGUAAAAAGGCUAACAGACCAGACAGUGUACUGUUGGGAUCUAUGGAGAUGGGUCCAGUGCCCCCACAAGUCGUAGAUGCAUUUGGGCUUGUGAUCCAGUGUCGAGACCCGGGAGGUAACCACCCACUCCUUCCUAUGACAGUACACACCCUGAAGCAGGCCAUUUCACCAGGAAAGCCCAUUUACCCUGCCUGCAUGCAAUUUACCACACAAGACUAUAAAGAGCUCCUGGCUUAUGCUCGGAGUCUAAAAGUAGACAUGAGCACCGAGGCUGAGAAGAUGAUCCACGGCUACUACAUGGCCAGUCGGAGAGUGCGCUCUUCAGUAUCGGUCACAUCCAUUAAACUGCUGAUUGCCCUUGCACAGGCUCAUGCCAAGCUUAACCUGAGGACUCUCGUUCUAGAAGAGGAUGCAGUUAUUGCAGUGCUGCUGUGUGAGAACUCCAUUACCCUAAGACAUGGAGUCUCAGUGCUUGUUAUUCCACCCGAUGCGGCGUUUCCUUGUGAUCUGCGUGACCUGGAAUCCCUGCACUGUCGAGACCUGACCUUGGAAGAGUUCCAUCAGCAGAUCCUGCAUUUUGUAUACGACUAUGCACCAGGAGCUGCUACCUACAUCAUGGAAGAAUAGGGCACAUUUAAUCUCAGGUAUCUAUAUCACUUGACUCAAAUGGUAAAAACAUUAAAUUAAAUACAGUAAA